This is a messenger RNA of Thlaspi arvense, 1018 nucleotides long. Lineage: Eukaryota; Viridiplantae; Streptophyta; Magnoliopsida; Brassicales; Brassicaceae. The record is from the annotation of a GenBank genome assembly.
UUCGAAUCUUGAUCGUGUGCGUCACUGAGAUUCUGUAGAGCAAAACCCUAACAUUUUCCGGUGAGAGAGAUGAGUAUCAUCCGUAAAGCUAUCAGUUCGAGUUUGUGCAUCCGGCCGUUGGAUCCGGUGACCAGUCGUAACUCUCUUCCGUUUCUUCAGGAGUGGAGGAAAUCUCUAUCUACUGUCACGGAGCAGCCUCCUUCCUCUCCGUUACCACCGUCUCCCGGAGGUUCGCCGGUCAGCGGAUUAAAUAGGCCGUUGGGAGAAGGGAAGUUGUAUGGGAAAUUUUCAGGCUUUUCGAAACAUACCCUGAAGACUGAUAUUAUGAGCAUACUUGAGGGAUGCAAUGUGACACCAGAUGAUCUCAAAUUCAGCUAUAUGCGUGGUGGAAACUUAAACCCUGCGGCAGUUUAUGUGCAAUUCCCUUCCCGCUCCUCGUACGAUAGUGCAAUGCGGGCAAUCGCGAAGAAGGGAAGGCUCUAUAGAUUAGAAAGGGCUACUCAUUCUCAGUGGAAUCCCAUUGUUCCGUAUGACGGGAAAGUGGUUGCACUGCACGGGCUUCCUGUGAAUGCUAUUAUAGAUGACAUCGAUAGGUUCUUAUCCGGCUGUCUCUAUCAUCCUGGAUCCAUCCAGUUUCUCACAAUUCAAGGACUCGGGAGUUCUAAGAGGGUGGCAUUGGUGCGUUUCACAUCACAGACCCAGGCAAUGAACGCAUACAUUACAAAGAACCGGAACUUCCUUCUCAACCAACGAAUCUCGUUGCAAGUUCUGCAGUAAUUUCUUUGUUCCCUUUCCAUUCUCAUGGUGUACGUUAACGUUAAUACAUCCGACGCACAUUGUUUUGUGUCAUUACUGUUGCUAUCUUCUAGGUCAAUUUGAUUUUUUGAAAAUUUAUACUCUGCAAACUCCAUGAUGCUGAAAUUACUGUUGUCUGGUACAAUCUGAAGUUCACAAAUAACAAAUUUGGGUAUCUGAAGUUUAAGCAGAUUCAGCUAUCUGAUGUUUUUUCUGUCUUGCA